AUGGAAGUCACGCGCGCACUGAUUCACAGCGUGCGCGUGCGAAAGGACAAGACAUUGGUCUGUGGUGUGGACGUCGACGAUAAGCAUGACCUGAACAAGUCCAUGGUUGAGCAGGCCAUGCUGCGAGGCAUCAUUGAGGACACAUAUCGUCGGCACAUUGGCGGUGCCUCUGAAGUCCCAGCCUUCGAUUCAACCGCCAGGAUUGAAACUCCCGUCAAG
Messenger RNA from Symbiodinium pilosum, 219 nucleotides. The record is from the annotation of a GenBank genome assembly. Lineage: Eukaryota; Dinophyceae; Suessiales; Symbiodiniaceae.